Setaria italica (foxtail millet) is the source of this 933-nucleotide messenger RNA. Its product is annotated as RNA polymerase II transcriptional coactivator KELP. The transcript has 3 exons. Bases 108 to 653 code for a protein of 181 amino acids. The record is from RefSeq and is a predicted model, not a curated record. Gene Ontology annotation, biological process: positive regulation of transcription initiation by RNA polymerase II. Gene Ontology annotation, molecular function: DNA binding; transcription coactivator activity. NCBI's taxonomy places the organism in Eukaryota, Viridiplantae, Streptophyta, Magnoliopsida, Poales, Poaceae.
UCUCGUGUCGUGGCGUCGCGCAGAGAGACCUGAGUUGAACUGCGGCAGGCUUCUCUCGAACUCCGGCGAAGGCUCCGAACCGUCGGCGUCAGUUGGGCGGCGUCGGGAUGGACGAGGCGACGAAGAAGAAGGUGGAGGAGACGGUGCUGGGGAUCCUGCGGGGCUCCGACAUGGAGUCCGUCACGGAGUACAAGGUCCGCUCCGCCGCCGCCGCCCGCCUCGGCAUCGACCUCUCCGCCCCUGACCGCAAGCUCUUCGUCCGCGGCGUCGUGGAGGGGUACCUCACCUCCCUCUCCUCCCAGGAGGCGGAGGAAGAGCAGCAGCAGCAGGGCGGCGACGGCGAGGAGGCGAAGGGGGAUGAGGGGGAGGAAGAGGAAGAGGAGGAGGAGGAGGAGGAAGAGGGAGGUGCGCGGAAGAGGGAAUACGACGACCAGGGGGACCUUAUCCUCUGCCGCCUUUCGUCCAAGAGGAGGGUUACGCUGUCGGAGUUCAAGGGCAGGACGCUGGUGUCCAUCCGGGAGUUCUACCUGAAGGACGGCAAGGAGCUGCCGAGCAGUAAAGGCAUAAGUAUGACAGUUGAGCAGUGGGAAGCAUUUCGCAAUGCUGUACCUGCGAUAGAGGAUGCCAUAAAGAAGCUUGAAGAUUCAGACUGAACAUGUUUUGCAAGCCUCUUCUUUUGCCUGUACCAAAUCAAAAGGCCCAUUCUGGCCCCUGAUAAGGGCCAUACGCGGUUUGAAAGUGCCGCAUGGAGCUAUAGAGCUCCUAUGAACUUCUGUAAAAGGUUUCGCUCGGUCAAACUGCCUAGUGCCAUCUGUAGGGUAGACUGUAGACAGUUCGGAAAUAUUUGCUAACGAGUAAUCCACCAGUAUUGUGUAAAGAGUUUGGAAUGUGUGCUAGCAAGCUUGUGAAGUUUCAAUCCAGUUCUUUCCUUCC